AUGGAAGAUACAAUUCUAAACCUCUGUCUGAAUUCUCCAUCAAUAACAUGCAUGGUAUGGAAUGUCCAGGGAGCGGGAAACCAUAACUUCAUCUCAGCACUCAAGGAAGUUGUUCGGUCUAAUAGACCUAAUGUUAUUGCACUUAUUGAAACUCAUAUGGGAGGGCAACAAGCCCAAAAGAUCUCGACUGUACUUGGCUAUUCCGGGCGUACUCGAGUUGAUGCACAGGGUUUCAGCGGAGGCAUUUGGAUUUAUUGGAAGCCUGAAUUGGUACUAGUUGAAACUAUCCUGAAACAUAAUCAGCAUAUAACUAUGGACAUCAAGAGGGUUGGGGAUACUCCUUGGUAUUUCACGGCCGUAUAUGCUACCCCAGAUCCCACGAAAAGAAAAGAGCUAUGGAUUAAGCUAAAAGAAUUUGCAUCCACGCACAACAAGCCAUGGCUAAUUGCGGGUGACGUUAAUGAUACUCGCUUCCCUUCGGAGCGUAAGACGUCUUGUAAUGAGACGAAUCAAAGGUCUGCCCGAUUUAACGCUUGGAUUGACGAUAUGCAAUUGAUAGAAGUUGAAUUUUUAGGAGCUAUGCACACCUGGUCGAGAGGUCUUAUCCCAGAGACGAGACAAAGUGGCAGACUUGAUCGAGCCCUUUGUAAGGGGAAUGGGGGCUUAGAUUCGAAGCUGCUAAGGUGA
Molecule: messenger RNA, 687 nt
Organism: Spinacia oleracea (spinach)
Lineage: Eukaryota; Viridiplantae; Streptophyta; Magnoliopsida; Caryophyllales; Amaranthaceae
Exons: 1
Coding region: 1-687 (228 amino acids)
Molecular function (GO): catalytic activity
Source: RefSeq, a predicted model, not a curated record